UACCGUAUUAAUCCAGAAGAUGAAGAGUAAAUUAAAAAUAAUACUAAAAAUUAAAAAAAAAAGCAGACUUAACAAUUCCAAAAACAUAAUGUUUGACAAACGUGUACUAAGAGGAAAUACAUAUGCAAGGUUAAAACAAUAUUCAUAAGCAUAAUAAUUUUAAACAUUAUAAUAGUCUCAACCUUAAUAAAAAAUUCUAAAAAAUGCAUUUUCAAAGCAGCAAUCUCUUGUGCGCAAGUAAACGCCUCCUCUACCCGAAGGAAGACAUAAUAUAGAAGUAAUGACUGAGUAAUAUGUAGAAAUAUUAGCUGGAAAACCUUCAGAGACAUAAUAAUAUGCAUAAACAGAGCCUUAAAUAGAUAGGCCUUAUAAUAGACUUUUUUGGCCUAUGAAAUUCGGAGAAGAUAAAGAGACAUAGAUACAAGAUGGGGAUUUAUUUGACUUUAAUGUUGAGGUAGAAGUUAUAUUAUAAGUUUUGUUAGGAAAAAUUUUAGUGUAAAGUAGAAUUGAAGUUUUAGAAGAAGAAGAAUUAAAAGAAAUGUAAAAUCAAUAAAGACAAUUCGAAAUUAUAAGAAAUGUACAACUUGCAGAAUGCCAAAGAUUCUAAACAAAAGAAGAAAGAAAAAAAGAUGAAAUUGAAAGAAGAAGUCAUUAAUAUUAAAGUUUUUAAAAAUAAAAAGUUAGUAUUCAUAAAAAAAUUAUUUCAAGAAAUAUUGCAAUUAACUAUUUGCAUUCUUUAAAGGAAAAUGUUUCUUAAUAUAUGAUUGAUUUAGGAGUUUUUAGAAACUUUUUAUAAAUUUAGAUCUA
This is a messenger RNA of Ichthyophthirius multifiliis, 807 nucleotides long. RefSeq lists its product as hypothetical. NCBI's taxonomy places the organism in Eukaryota, Ciliophora, Oligohymenophorea, Hymenostomatida. The transcript has 2 exons. The record is from RefSeq and is a predicted model, not a curated record.